AUGACUGACAUAGUUAGCCCCGCACCUACUAGUCCAGACUCGCCCCCAAUACUAGUUGUACUAUCUAGUACAUCUAGUACAUCUAGUACAGCUAGUACUACUAGUACAACUAGUACAACUAGUACAACUAGUACAAGUAGUACAACUAGUACAGCUAGUAUAACUAGUACAAGUAGUACAACUAGUACAACUAGUACAACUAGUACAACUAGUACAAACUGUACAACUAGUACAACUAGUACAACUAAAAUAUCUGAUGAAAAGUCUUUAUAUUUAGAACGUAAAGAGAAUGCAAUUCAACAAGUCCGUUUUCGUAAGAGAUGUACCUAA
This is a messenger RNA of Vespa mandarinia (Asian giant hornet), 330 nucleotides long. Its product is annotated as cell wall protein DAN4-like. The record is from RefSeq and is a predicted model, not a curated record. NCBI's taxonomy places the organism in Eukaryota, Metazoa, Arthropoda, Insecta, Hymenoptera, Vespidae.